AGAGAGGGGGAAGUAAAAGAAGACAGAAGGUUUUGCUUCAUUUGAAAGUUUGUCUUCAAUGCCAAAAAGUCUCACGGACCCAGUGCCAGAAAAGCACCAUAACAAGAACUGGUCAGUGGAAGGAAUAGAAAAAAAAAAAAAAGUGGUCAUAUGGGUAGAUGAAGGGACAAGGUUUUUGGUUUUGGCUUCUGCAGAAGAUGAGCAAUGCAUGAAGAUGGUUUUUUUUUUCUUUCAAAUGGUUCAGAGUUCAGACAUAAAUAGAAUGCCAAAGUUUUUAAUAUAUUGAAACAGGGGUAGUUGAUUCUGUUCUUCUUCUUCUUCUUCUUCUCCUUCAACACAAACCAUUUCAGGUGUUCAUCUGAUGCUGUUGCAUCAAAGAGGUAGUGAAUGAACACACAAUAUGCUUCAUAGUUAGUACUCAUCCACCCAAAAUAUGGAUAGGAGAUUGCCCAGGAGCCCAUCGCUUAAGAGCCCUGUGCUGUCACCUAAAAGCCCUGCAAUCUAUGAAAAGUACAAGUCAGGAUGUGCAUUGGGAUUAAUUCACUUCUUCGAUUUUCGCCAAGGUCAUUCCCAUGGGAAGCUCAUUUCUGAUAAGAAGCGCGUUAACAGACAGGAUAAAGGUGAUGGUUAUACAAGGAAUAGGUCUGAUUUUCUCACUAAUGAGGAGAAGGAUCAAUGCAGAGAUGAUGCACUUGAUAGCAAGAAUCUUGGGGUUAACUCCAGGAAGCCAGAAGUUAAACGAAUUAUAAAAGAAGAGACGCCUGUGAAGCUUCAGGUAAAGAAGAACACAGCCAUUGCUGAAAUGCAAAAUCUACAAUUUAACCCCAAGCUUGUUGGUCAUUCAAAGGACCAUAGGAAGGCAAGCAAGAAUUCCAAGAAAUCCAGUCGCUUUCCUGCACGUGGUUGUAAGGAUAGAGCAACAGAGGGAUGUAGGCAGCCUUCUGAUCAAAAUAUGGUUGACAAAUUUAACAACAACUCGGCAUCACUGACAGAAGCAUCCGGCGAUGAUGAGGAUACUAACAAUGGAGGGACUUAUAGUUGUAAAAGCAACGGUGGUGGGAAGCAUUAUCGCCACACUGAGAUUAAUCUUCGAGUUCAUAUGAAUGAAGCGGUUGAAGCUUUUGUAAAUCAGAAGUUAACUGAUGGGGAGAACCUCGAUAGAAAUGAGCUAGCCAACCGGUCUAAGAAUUUUAUAGAUGCAUUGGAGAUUUUAAAUUCCAACAAGGAAUUAUUCACGAAACUCCUACAAGACCCAAAUUCACUGCUAGUGAAACAUAUUCAAGGUUUACGGCAUUCUCAGGCAAAGAAUCAGCAACAUCAAUCUUCCUCCAAAGCUAAAACAUCACACUGCCAGCCAAAAGAAGCAGGGGAAUGCGAACCUUCAAACACAAUAGUAGUCUUGAAGCCUGGCAUGCAAAACUGUCCUGAUAGAAUCAGUAAUUGGCCAUCACCACAGUCUCAUUAUAGCUUGAGGAAAAAGGAGAGGAGUGCUAGGCCAGCAUUCUUGUCUUUUGAACACAUGAAAAGGAAAUUGAGGCAUGCUAUGAGGGUAAACAAAAAAGAGCAGUGCCAGAUGUCCCUUGAUGGUAUUCAUAAAUCUCAACGUGACUUCGAACAGUUCGAUGAGGGUGGUAAAGAAAUGAGCAGGCAGGCAAAUGAAAAAAUUUCUACUGGUAAAAGCUAUCCCGACGUUCGCAAAAUGUCCGAAUCUUCCCCUGAGGUCAAUAGAAGAGAUGGGAUGGGCCAAACAGAGAACUUUGGUUCAGGGCCUUCAGGCAUCGGAGGCAAAGCUGCUUCUUCCACAGAAAGUUGCAAUGGAACCUCAAACCUGUUAACUAUAAGGCAUCUCAAAGGAAAAUUUCACUCUACGAAACAUCUUUCAGAGAUAUUAAAUAGCGGAAAUGAAGAUUUGUCUAGAAAACAGACCCUGAGAACUAUGGAUAGAUUAAUGUCUUUGCCUGAAUACGACUUGUUGCCCCUACUUACUCCAGGAAGGAACAAGGAACAUAGAUUUGCUUCCCCGCAGAUGAGAUUUUCACCAUACAACAAUUUUCCAACUGCCAAUGGAUACAAGUGGAGGGUUCAGAAUGAAAAGAAGAGCAGCUGCUUAAGUUCUUCUCCCAUUAAAAAUUUAGGGGCAGAUCCCAUGUCUGAUAAUGAGAAACCAGAUGAUCGAUUGCAAGGUGAAAAGAAAAGUAUCCCCGGCAAUUUAUCUCCUGCCACCAAAGUGCUUCCAACUGUCUAUUCCCCUAGUGAAGAUUUGAGUCACAAAGUUAAUCAAACUUCUGUAUGUCCUGGGAAUAUCAUGGAAAGAAAUCACGCAGAUAGAUGGGGUGAAAGUAAUGCUUUGGAACCAAAUGGUGUGCAGAAUACCAACACCAACCCAAGAACUGAAGCAGUCAACACAUUCGGAGACAGUGAAUUACUUGAAUGCUUAAAACUGGAUUCACCUUUAGGGGAUCAAACAUCAUCUUCUUCAGUACAUGUUUAUUCUUCAAGUCCUUUUCAUAUUCAAAGAGCAGAAGAUUCUGAUAGCAUGACUGACAGAGCAGAGCAGCCAAGUCCUAUAUCGGUUCUUGAGCAGUUCUUUGUAGAAGAUAACACUAGCUCUCCUAGCACCAUAUCUCUAGCAGCUGAGCCACCAGUUGGGCCAUUUUGUAUUGAAGAACUCUAUGCAUCUUUGCUUGUGGAAUCCCAUUUGGAUCUGAAGAGUAAUGCAGGUACUUCCACGGACAAGCAAGGAUCUUUGUCCGAGUACAUAAAAGCAGUUCUGCAAAAGUCAGGUCUCAAUUGGGGUGAACUCUCUAGGAAAUGUCAUUUGUCAGACCAAAUGCUUAACUCGUCCUUGUUUGAUAGUGUCGAAGUAUGGCCAGACAAGUCCUGUGCUGAUCGUAGGCUGAUUUUUGGCUACAUCAGUGAAGUCCUUUUGGAGAUAUAUCAAUGCUAUUUCAGAUGCUCUCCUUGGGUAUCACUUGUCAACCCAAGACCUCGACCGGUUCUGUUAUCAAAAAAUGUGGUUCAUGAGGUGUUAAGACAUGUAGAUUGGCUACUCUUUUCAGAGCUACCCCAACAAACAUUACAGCAACUUGUUGAAAAGGAUUUGGCCAAAUCUAGAGUGUGGAUGGAUACUGGAAUUGAUACUGAGGAAGUUGUUACUGAGUUAGUGGACCGCAUCCUAGAGGAUUUGGUAGUCGACAUUGGAGAUUGGCUGCAAACUUAAAGCAGUGCAUGUUGCUUCGUGUGCUUCUUCCCAAAUGGCAUCAGCAAAAUAGAGGCAGUUUAUGCAGGGCAACACAGCUAGUGUCCCAUAUUUAUGGAGACGUGACCAGCCUCUUUGGAUGUAUAUUCUAACCUCAUGUUCACUCCUAACUCCUAAUUUUGUGUGCAGAACAGUGUGCUGGCUCUAGAAGGGAGAUUUUUUUUGCUGGUUUGCAAGAGGUUAUCGGUCUGGUCUGGUGCAUGGAUUCAGUCGAUGGUCUAGACUCCCUAUAUGCAUAGUUUACUUAAUACUAUCAGUUAUAGCUUUUACUUGACACUAGUUUAAAUUUUCAGUUCCAAAAAGAUUUCCAGCAAGACUGGAUGAGCCAGUAUACACAUACAGCAAUAUUGGCUUAUAGCUUGUAAUUCCCAAGUAAAUUAUUCAGUCCACUAGUCUACACAUUUCAGAUGUAUAUACGUUUUUCAUGCCAUAACCUCUUCCAUUUAUUGUCUUUCUUUAA
This is a messenger RNA of Theobroma cacao (cacao), 3719 nucleotides long. RefSeq lists its product as uncharacterized. The record is from RefSeq and is a predicted model, not a curated record. Lineage: Eukaryota; Viridiplantae; Streptophyta; Magnoliopsida; Malvales; Malvaceae.